GUUCCAGGAGCGCCGGGCGAGCGUGCGAGGCAUGGGUUGCGGUGCCAGCAGAAAGGUGGUUCCGGAGCCGCCAGCGCCGGCCCGGGUCAAGCUCGACGGUCAAGGCCAAGGACGCGUCCGGGGUGCGGGGCCCGGACCCGGGCCCGAGGCGGCGGUUCAGGCGGCUCAGAGGAUGCAGGUGGCUCGCUUCCGAGCCAAGUUCGAUCCCCGGGUCCUGGCCAGAUAUGACAUCAAGGCUCUUAUUGGGACAGGCAGUUUUAGCAGGGUUGUCAGGGUGGAGCAGAAGACCACCAAGAAACCUUUUGCAAUUAAAGUGAUGGAAACCAGAGAGAGAGAAGGCAGAGAAGCAUGUGAGUCUGAGCUCCACGUCCUGAGGCGGGUUAGCCAUCGUUACAUCGUCCAGCUCAUUGAGAUCUUUGAGGACCAAGAUCGAGUUUACAUCGUAAUGGAGCUGGCCACAGGAGGGGAGCUCUUUGAUCGACUCAUUGCUCAGGGAUCUUUUACAGAGCAAGAUGCUGUCAGAAUCCUUCAGAUGGUUGCUGAUGGGAUUAAGUAUCUGCACGCCUUACGAAUAACUCAUAGGGACCUGAAGCCUGAAAAUCUCUUAUAUUAUCAUCCAGGAGCUGAGUCGAAAAUUUUAAUCACAGAUUUUGGGUUGGCACACUCUGGGAACAAAAGUGGUGACUGGAUGAUGAAAACACUCUGUGGGACCCCAGAAUACAUAGCUCCUGAGAUUCUGCUGAGGAAACCUUAUACCAGUGCAGUGGACAUGUGGGCUCUUGGUGUGAUCACAUUUGUUUUACUUAGUGGAUUCCUGCCUUUUGAUGAUGAAAGCCAUACAAGACUUUACAGGAAGAUUCUGAAAGGCAAAUAUAGUUACACAGGAGAGCCUUGGCCAAGUAUCUCCCAGUUGGCAAAGGACUUCAUAGAUAAACUACUGAUUUUGGAGGCAGGUCAUCGCAUGUCAGCUGGCCAGGCCCUGGAUCAUCCCUGGGUAAUCACUAUGGCAGCAGGGUCUUCCAUGAAGAAUCUUCAUAGGGCCAUUUCCCGAAACCUCAUGCGGAGGGUGUCUCCCCACUCUCAGAGUCCUGGAUCUGCACAGUCUUCAAAGUCAUGUAAUUCUCAUAAAUCAAGGCAUAGGUGGAACAAGAGAAACUUAAGGAUAGCAGAAUCCCCACUAUCUGCACUUUUAUAAGCAGAUUACCUCUAAAACCAUUUUAUCAAAUUUUAGAACUAUUUCACCAUAAUUAGAGCAUUUUAAAUCUCCAAA
Molecule: messenger RNA, 1270 nt
Organism: Carlito syrichta (Philippine tarsier)
Lineage: Eukaryota; Metazoa; Chordata; Mammalia; Primates; Tarsiidae
Gene: PSKH2
Product: protein serine kinase H2
Exons: 3
Coding region: 32-1195 (387 amino acids)
Biological process (GO): protein phosphorylation
Molecular function (GO): ATP binding; protein kinase activity
Source: RefSeq, a predicted model, not a curated record